Amphiprion ocellaris (clown anemonefish) is the source of this 6105-nucleotide messenger RNA. RefSeq names its product autophagy related 9B (gene atg9b). The record is from RefSeq and is a predicted model, not a curated record. The transcript has 14 exons. Lineage: Eukaryota; Metazoa; Chordata; Actinopteri; Pomacentridae. Bases 585 to 3017 code for a protein of 810 amino acids. Gene Ontology annotation, cellular component: autophagosome; phagophore assembly site. Gene Ontology annotation, biological process: protein localization to phagophore assembly site; autophagy of mitochondrion.
GUUGACAUUUGUUUGUGAAAGACAAAAACAGUGGACACGCAGAGGAUGGGUAUUUUUGGAAAUCAACUAACGGACCUCGGGACAGACUAAAGACCAUCGUGUCGUUACUAGAACUCAGCUCUGCGUAUCAAGCGAACUCUGGUCGAGAUUGGACUUAAAGCGAAGCCGAAAGAAGAUCAACAUCAGCAGAUGGACGGACCAAGUCUGGAACAAAACAAACCGUGUCACCCUGACUACACGAGUGGCUGAAUCAUUCACAGGCUAGCCAGACACCAGACUGUUGUCUUAGGUAGUUAUCUUUAAUGAACGCGACCGACAUUCAUUAGUAAAGCUACCGAAGCUUGAAUUUUAACGCCAGCGCAGUAUUUUACAUGUCAUGGCAGUGUAGGGUUACACAAGCGCUGUCCGACAGACUAGCAAGUUAGCAAGCUAAUGUUAGCCGUAGCUACCCUUACUUGGAAUGCUUGAGCUGCCAAGUAGCUAGUUACAGAAUGUAGCUGAAGCUGCGAGUCUGCAUUCGUUUCGUAUAGUGUUUACUACCAGUAGCUUGUCAGUUAGGAGUAAGUUGAAGAAUGUGAAGCACAAUGGCCAACUUUGAAGCUUACCAGGAGUAUCAGAGAAUUGAGGACUUCGAGGAGGACUCACCACCAGGGGAGGAGGAUUUACUGGUCCAUGUGCCCGAAGGCCUGAAAGACUCAUGGCACCAUAUCAAGAACCUGGAUAACUUCUUCACAAGAAUUUAUCAUUUUCAUCAAAAGAAUGGCUUCGCCUGUAUGAUGUUGACAGAGUUUUUUGAACUUGUUCAGUUUUUGUUCGUCGUCACAUUCACAACGUUCCUUGUCAACUGUGUGGAGUAUGAUGUCCUGUUUGCCAAUCGACCAGUCAACCACACCGGAUCAGGCCAGAACCCUCUGGACAGGAAUAAAGUCACUCUGCCGGAUGCCAUCGUUUCCAGCCAGAAGUGCACUGAGAGGAUUCAAAACAACAGCUGGAUCAUCUUCCUUCUCAUCAUGGCAGCCAUCUUCUGGAUCUAUCGUCUUGUUAAAGUCUUUUGCAAUGUUUUGAGCUACUGGGAGAUCAGGCAGUUCUACAUCAAAGCACUGAAGAUCAGAAUGGAUGAACUAUGCAACUUCACAUGGCAGGAAGUUCAGGACCGACUCAUCAGCCUUCAGAGGGAACAGCAAAUGUGCAUACACAAAAAAGAGCUGACCGAACUUGACAUCUACCACCGCAUUCUGCGUUUUAAAAACUACAUGGUGGCCAUGAUAAACAAAUCGCUGCUGCCGGUACAGCUGCAAGUCCCCUUGCUGGGAAAUGUGGUGUUCCUAACCCAGGGCCUCAAGUACAACUUUGAGCUCAUUCUUUUCUGGGGCCCAGGCUCCCUGUUUCAGAAUAAGUGGAACCUCCACCCCAAAUACAAGCGCAGUGGAAACCGCCUAGAGCUCGCCCAGCAGCUCAGCAGAAUCAUCCUGCUGAUGGGUUUGGCUAACUUGCUGCUAUGUCCCUUCAUCCUGGUGUGGCAGGUGCUCUAUGCGUUCUUCAGUUAUACAGAAGUGAUCCGUAGAGAACCUGGAAGUCUGGGCGCACGCCGCUGGUCCUUGUAUGGUCGUUUAUACCUGCGUCACUUCAAUGAGCUGAACCACGAGCUGCAUGGACGUUUAGGUCGUGGCUACAAACCCACCUCUAAAUACAUGAACUCCUUUACAUCGCCAAUGCUCACUGUGCUGGCUAAGAACAUUGCCUUCUUCUCAGGGUCAGUGUUGGCUGUUCUCAUUGCACUGACAGUUUAUGAUGAGGACGUUCUGACAGUGCAGCACAUUCUGACCGCUAUCACUGUGCUGGGGGUGGUUAUAACUAUCGCCAGGUCUUUUAUCCCAGACGAGCAUAUGGUGUGGUGUCCAGAACAGCUGCUGCAGUGCGUGCUGGCACACAUUCACUACAUGCCAGACCACUGGAGGGGCAAUGCUAACAAGAGCGAGACCCGUGACGAGGUUGCACAGCUGUUUCAGUACAAAGCGGUGUUUAUCUUGGAGGAGCUGCUCAGUCCUAUUGUCACGCCCUUCAUUCUCAUCUUCCUCCUGAGAAACAAGUCUCUGGAAAUCAUUGAUUUCUUCAGGAACUUUACUGUGGAGGUGGUUGGAGUUGGAGACAUAUGUUCCUUUGCGCAGAUGGACAUCAGACGCCAUGGAAACCCAACAUGGAUGUCAGAGGGCCAGACGGAGGCCUCCAUAUACCAGCAGGCUGAGAACGGCAAGACCGAGCUGUCUCUCAUGCACUUCACCAUAAAGAACCCACGCUGGCAGCCACCUCAGGAGAGCUCAGUAUUUAUCAGCCAUUUGAAGGAGAAGGUGCAUCACGAUGCCCAGGGUGGCCCCUCCACCCAGCUGCUGCUCUCAGAGGCUCCUCUCUGCACCUCACUACAGUCCAACGAGUCAGGCACUGGGCCUGAUAAUCUUUUGGCCAGUGUGCUGGCCCACCCUAUUCUGACUGCAUCAGGACUACAAGGGCGAGACAGUCACUUCAUCCCACCAAGCACUGCUGCUUCUGCUGCAGCCAGUGUCCUGGCCUCUUUGUCCACCUCUCAGCUUGCAAAUGCUAAUCGUGGCCGCUCACAUGGCCUCCUGCCCUCCUCUCUCCACCAUGAGACUACCAUGUACCGCAGCGAUCGCACCAUCAUCGACAGUAUGUCUAACAGUGACUCUCGCAUUCGGAGUAAUGCACUGCACUCAGAGUUCGCCUCAGCAGAGAUGAGUCUCCAUGCCAUCUACAUGCAUGAGCUCCACCAGCAGAGCUCCCACCCACAGAAAACAUCGGGGCAGUGGCAGAAUCCAGUGCCAAUGAGAGAUCUCCACACAAACACUGGUUUACAGGCACGUAGUGGCCUUGGUUCCAGCAUUUCCAUGCCGGCCCCUGUUCACCUUGGUGGCUGGCAAGAGGAGGAAGAAGAGGAGAAUGAGGAUGAUCAGGAGAUUAAUAGUGGAUCUGCUCCGAAACAGGGCACUGGGAGUAAUUGUUGAAGUGCCUUUUGUCAUAAGUGUUUACAUUUUACUUUCUUCAAUGAACAUUGUGGCCUUAGACGAUCUUCAUGGAGAAAUUAGCAUGGACCUUUAAUACAUCGUUCAGCAUUUGUUGUAGGAGGGGCUCAUUGAAUAACCACUAUCUCUGCACCUCCACACCUCAUCCUGUCAUAUCAGGCAGACUAUGGCAUCAGGGAAACCAUAUGUCUUCCGUCCACUUCAUCCUGAUUUGUCAUUAACUUGUACAAACUGCACAUAAAGCUCAUAUGACAGACAGUGUAGUGCAUUCAUAGGGUCAGCAUGUGUGUCGGUGGUGGUUGUGGACAGUUUUAUUGUAAAAUGCAAAAGGCUCAUCAAAAAUUCUGCUGUGCCUUUGGGUGCACAAUUCAAGUAUUUGUGCAUCACAAGGUUUAUCAGUGCAAGUAUAACUGAAACUCCACAGAGUGGCGUCUUGAUGUGUGCUACAGUACAAAGACUGCUAAUUGUAUCUUAGCUGCCUGAACAAUUUUUAUCUUCUAAAAAGAAACAUUCAAUAUUUCAACUUGUGCUGUUUGACCCUUGUGAUAGGUUAAUACACUUUUGCGUUUUAGUAAUCCUUUUAAACCUAAUCCUUUUUUUUUUUACUUCAAGAGCUAAUCCUUGAAAAAGAUACCAAGUAUUGAUAUGAAAAAAAGCUGACUGUACAGUAGCCGUACUACUAAAACAGCAUGUGUAUCUGGAAAAAGCUCUGUUGGGCCUAGAUAGAGUUGUAUAACACGUCUUUAAACCAGACAUACACGUGCUUUGAUGCUGCUAUCUGUGUUUAUUGUUCCUAAAUGCAGAUUAUGUUCAGUAUUAAUAUUUCUACGGCGGAUGUAUCAAGAUAUUUGCUUUUCUUAAAAACUGAAAUAUGGGGCACCAAGGACAUUUAGCAUCAAAAUCCCAAUGCAGAUAGAAGAUGCCUUUUAAGACUCUCUAAGCUGGACACAAAGUCAGCUUUAUGCCUUAACAUCCAAAUAAAAACGUCUAUUUAAAUCCUAGUUUUCCGUAUUACCUCAGUAGUGGCAAAUAAACACUAAUACUUCAAUCAAUACCUCUGCAGUGUAUUUACAGUUGUGUAAAUAUUUAUACAUAUGGACUUUUUUGCAGUGUACAGAUGCAUCUUUUAACUGCAUUCUGAUUUUAAUGGUAGGUGUAAAUGGAAACCGUUUCAUUUUCUGUUCUUAUUUCACGCCCAGCAGAUGUUUUGAGUCGAGCUUUGGUGUACCAGAAAUGGUGGAGUCGUUUUUUUAAAGAAAAAAACAGGGUGGUAUUGCUUUUACAAAUCUUCAUUAUGUAUAUUAACAUUGUUUGUGUCCUUCUCCCCAAAAUGCUCACAUAAAAAUGGAACCUGCCAUAAGGGCUGAUUUCAGAGUAUGUGCUCUGUUGCAACUGUAGAAUUGAAGAAUUUAGGGCCGUAGAGCACAAGGAGAAAAAGCUUUUGCAUAGGCGCCAUCGCUUAUUAGCUUUAGCAAUAUUUAUUACCUGUUUUUCCCCACAUAUUUAAUUGACACAAAUAUACAUUUAUUAUUUAUUUAAAAAAAUAUAUUUGGAUUGUUUUACCCAAAAAAACCUUUACGUGCCCCCACAACAUUUUUUUUAAGAAAUUGAUUUUAAAAAACUUAAGUUUUUAUUAAUGCAAAGAUAACAUACCCAGCUGCAUGAUGUUGAAUGUGAUUUACACUCAGAAUAAACAGGGACUAAAUCAGCUUGUCGAUGUAGUGUGCAAAAUAUUACCCAUUUUUACUGCAUUCUGCAAACAGUACAUCACAGCAAUAUAAAUCCCAUCCUCCACUACUGCAAAAGUCCAGAGGCUGCAAAUAUAUCUUUUCCCUCUUGCGUGUUUAGAAACUAUUCCACUUUUUUUGCUGAGUGUGUAUGUGUUGGUGGAAGGAAUGCAUUUUAAGACUCGCGUAAUUAUGCUAACAUUAACUCAGACUUUUGCACUGACAGAAAACCAUUUUUUCAAUGUGUGUGGGUGUAUAUGUGUGUGUGUGUAUAUAUAUAUAUGUGUGUAUAUAUAUAUAUAUAUAUAUAUAUAUAUAUAUAUAUAUAUAUAUAUAUAUAUAUAUAUACAGUGCUUGCAUCAGUGACAGUGUAGAAAAGACAGGUUUUAUCAGCUCAGUCUCCCUCCUGAUCGAUCUCCUCACAUUGUAUAUAAGAAAAGCAUCAUGUAUUGUCAUUGACCACAAGAAAACAUUGUGGCCAAUCAAAUAAGGUAAUUCUUACCUCUGGUCAGUAGAAGUUCACCCUGUAGGGAAUAAUAAUGUGUGUUUCUGUCACACACUUAGAUAUGCUUACACAGUUUUUGCUCACAGAGUUUUGACAGUCUCCACAAAAAAGAAUAAAACACCCCACUGUAGCGUUUAAUGUUAGUCAUUUUAUUAUAAGCAGAAGCAGUGCCUUAGUAUUAAGGAUUAGCAUUUGCUCUUUUUAGAAGCCAUUUCAUGUAAACUGUCAGAUUUGCUUUCACAGAACUAACGGCACAUGCGAUGUACAGUAUUUUCAACUGGUAAGUCAUUGUGUAUAGCAACAAGUAUGUAGUGAAACUGUGGAUGUGGCAUGGAAGAUGCAGACUGAUGCUGACAACUAGUGUCGGUCUGUUGUGUCUGGUGGCACACUUCUUCUCUUCAUGGUGUCUGAGAUUGCACUGUCUUCAAUAUUCUAAAGAUAAGCAGGAGUACGCCUUGUAAUUGGCAGCGUCAUCAUGGCCAAACCUCUCAUCAUGCUAUGGUUUCUUACCCACUAUACACCAGUCGAGGAAUCAGUGACUGGAACAAGGUGCUAAGUUUUCAUCCUGACAUGGUGAAUAUGUUUUCAGACAUGUCUUGUUUUGGGUUUUCUUUGUUUGUUUUGUUACAAAGGUUUGUCUGUUUUAUUCUGUAAAUUAAGAAACAAUAGCUGAAAAGUGAAACAUGCCAAAAGAACUUGUUUUCGGCACAGCUUUACAAUAUGUGUUGUUUUCUGUGAGUGAGUAGAAAGGCAAAUAAAUCUUAUUUUGAGUGUAUUUAAUCAUUUCAUGUGUGGUUGAUUAUGUAUUUGUUUGAAAUAAAAAUCUAUUUUAAUUUUC